CUACCAACACUGGAUGAUUCUAUAUUUCUAUUGGUUUGUGGCUGUGAAGAGAAAAAGGAGAGAGAGGAGAGAAUGCAGUAUCAGCAAUGGCGGCUGUCUCCUCUGCUGGCUCUUCUUGCUGCUUUUCUCUUAUUCUUCUACCUCCGUGGAUCAUCCAAGCUGUCUCAAACCAAGUGUAGCCUUCUUCCACACAACCACUACUGGUUAACCAGCAAGCGCAUUGUGACACCAAAUGGACUCAUAUCUGGUGCAGUUGAGGUCAAUGGAGGGAUUAUCAGAUCCAUUGUUGAGGCAGAGAAUUGGUCAGGCACGUCCAAGACAGGGCAUGUAAUUGACUAUGGAGAAGCUGUAAUCAUGCCUGGCUUGAUUGAUGUGCAUGCACAUCUUGAUGACCCAGGAAGAGUUGCGUGGGAAGGAUUUCCUUCAGGGACUCAAGCAGCUGCUGCUGGUGGUCUUACAACAUUGAUUGACAUGCCACUCAAUAGUUGCCCCUCAACUGUUUCUCCUGAAACUCUAAAACUCAAGAUUGAUGCGGCAGAGAAGAAUAUUUAUGUAGAUGUUGGUUUCUGGGGAGGUCUAGUUCCUGAUAAUGCAUUCAAUGCAAGUGCUUUGGAAGCUCUCCUAAACGCUGGUGUUCUUGGUUUAAAGUCCUUCAUGUGUCCUUCAGGGAUCAAUGACUUCCCUAUGACAAAUAUCAGUCAUAUUAAGGAGGGACUAUCUGUAUUAGCAAAAUAUAGGAGACCUUUGCUUGUUCAUGCAGAGAUGGAGCAAGAUGUUGAAAGCAACUCACGAUCUGAAGAUAACAAUGACGAUCCUCGAUCUUAUGCAACCUAUCUUAAGACAAGGCCACCUUCAAUGGAGGAGGCAGCCGUUAGAGAGCUCUUGACGGUAAGUAAAGAUACGAGGACUGGUGGUCCUGCAGAAGGAGCUCAUCUUCAUAUUGUUCAUUUGUCUGAUGCAGAUGCUACCUCACAACUUAUAAAGGAAGCAAAAAGUUAUGGUGACAGCAUAACCGUUGAGACAUGCCCUCAUUACUUAGCUUUCUCAGCAGAAGAGAUUCAGGAUGGAGAUACUCGUUUCAAGUGCGCGCCACCCAUCCGUAGUUCAUCAAAUAAAGGGAAACUAUGGGAUGCUCUCUUGGAAGGACAUAUUGAUAUGUUGAGCUCUGAUCAUUCACCUACAGAGCCAGAACUUAAACUCCUGAACGACGGUAACUUUCUGAGGGCCUGGGGCGGCAUAUCAUCAUUGCAGUUUGUUCUGCCUGUGACAUGGUCAUAUGGGAGAAAAUAUGGAGUAACUUUCGAACAGAUGGCCUUGUGGUGGAGUGAGAGGCCGGCCAGGCUCGCCGGACAAAAUCUGAAGGGAAGCAUAGCAAUUGGAAAUCAUGCAGAUAUCGUAGUAUGGAAUCCAGAUGUAGAGUUUGACGUCACUGAAGACCAUCCUGUUUACAUUAAGAACCCUAGUAUCUCUGCCUACAUGGGAAGAAAGCUUUCUGGGAAAGUUUUGGCAACUUUUGUGGGAGGAAAUCUUGUUUUUGAAGAAGGAAAACAUGCUCCUAAUGCUUGUGGUACUACGAUCCUAGCAAAAUAAAGGCAUGAAUCAAAGAGGUUUUCCAGGUCGAGGAGUCUCUUAUGGGCAAGUACAAGUUGCUAAUGAGCAACUUUACCUAACCCAUUCAAGUUUUUUGUGUUAUAUUGGAGAUCUUGUAAACAAGUUACUAUUUCUGCUCAGAAAAAAAGAAAAGAUGUAUAUAAGAUGCAGAAGAACUAUAAUUUCACUGGCACCAAGGAAGUCGGAUUCAAAUAGCUAUCUAGUUUUCUUGUUCAACUGAGCAAAAGCUAUGUUCUUUGUAGUUUGCAGCAGUCUUUGUUAUGUGUUUGGUAGCAAAACCCAUAAUCAAAUCUGCAAUUCCUGUAAAUUUUUCUCUGGGACCUUUUAUGUUUGAGUAGCAGUUUCCACUAAUGUAUAAGAAUGGACGGUUAAUAGUGUCACGUAA
This is a messenger RNA of Tripterygium wilfordii, 1996 nucleotides long. Its product is annotated as allantoinase. Gene Ontology annotation, molecular function: cobalt ion binding; allantoinase activity; zinc ion binding. Gene Ontology annotation, cellular component: cytoplasm. The transcript is spliced from 16 exons. Lineage: Eukaryota; Viridiplantae; Streptophyta; Magnoliopsida; Celastrales; Celastraceae. Bases 73 to 1590 code for a protein of 505 amino acids. The record is from RefSeq and is a predicted model, not a curated record. Gene Ontology annotation, biological process: purine nucleobase catabolic process; allantoin catabolic process.